GAUUAUUAUUUUGGCUGAUUCCAGUAUUUUCAAGGCGGCAUUUAUUUAAAUAUAGGCCAACAAAAUAGAUAAUGGAUCUGUAUGUAUCCAUCGGAAUGUUAUUCCUGGCAUUCCUGGAUAGGGCUUUGAGACACCAUAGACCUUUAGACCUAGAGGCUAGCUAGCUAGCUAAUCCUUUCAUAAUAAUGUCUUAUAAUACUUCCUGGAAAUAACUAGGCUAUGUAAGUUGUAUUAUUAUAGGGAAAUAGAGACAAAGUUUGAUUGUUGUAUUGUAUAUGGCUUUGACUCAUGACCGCCGUAAUUUUUUUAAACCUGGCUACCGCUCCAAUAUUCCACUUGUGUUGGUCAACUUCUGUAGCUAGUCCAAGUGGUUGACUUUCUCAGAGACGAUCUUUGGCAGCCGGUCCUUGUCACCGCGGUGCAUUAUGGUCCUGUACAAGAGGACUCUUGCCUGUCCUCUUGUUUGCUAGUUGCUUCCAUCCUGCUAACUUACACAACAGUGUUUUUGGGACAACAACAGAGCCUACUGUGUUGGUUGAGGAAAGUCUGUAGUUAGCGGCAGGUAACUGACCUGUGUUACUUGUGUCUUCGUUUACUGUCACACAUUUUAAAUGGAUAAUUAACUUAGAACACGGGCUAUUCCUGAUACUAGCAGUUGAGAUAACUAAGUUAGCAUUACUAACAUGCAGAGCUGCACAGCACUCUUGAAAACACUCACUGAAGAAAAUUAGCUAAAACAACAUGCAGUAUGACUAGCAGUACUGGAGGCUACGUUAACCAAUAUUUUAUCACCACUUUCAUCUUUUUACGACACACUGCAUUCCCUUCUUUCUUUGCUUAUGUAGACUGUGUGUGGAGAUGAAACUACACAGUGUGAUGCUGAUUGGCUAUAUGAACUGCACUAGGAUGUAUCUGCCAUUCGGUGGGAACUUUUAUCCAAAGCGCCUUUUUAGUUCUGUUAGUUCUUUUUCCUCAAGAAUGGGUGGGACUCAAACCCGUAUCCUUUGUGGUGCUCGUACAGUACUCUAUCCACUGAAGUACACUGUGCCACUUGGAAACAGAGAACUGGGAUUGUACCGCAGGUGUUACAGUGGUGUUGGUUCAAGUGCACUCUGCAGUCAAACACUGCCGGUGUCCAGAUGUCAACCCAGAAGAUCUCAGUCUGCUGCGGUGAGAAAGGAGAACCUGCUACAAGGAGGUGCAACAUGGCCUGUGUCAUUUAUCCGCCACAGAGUGACAGACGUUUCCAGUGUGCCUCCGGCUUUUGUAGUGAUGAGUUUUGACCAAGAGGGAAAUGUGACAUCAUUUGAGAAGAAGAAAACAGAGCUUUGCCAGGAGCUAAGUCUUCAGGCCAGAGACCUUCGCUUCCAGCACAGUACCAGCCUCAUAGCUCGAAACAACUGCAUUAUCAUACGGAUGGAGACUUUGAAAGCCAUCGUGACUCCGCAGUCCCUGUUGGUGUUGGAUUUUCGCGGGUUUGGAUUGGAACGUUGGUUGGUACUAGAACUGGCGCCUCAGAUAGCAUCACAGUCACACGCUCUGCCCUUCGAGUUCAGAGCACUGGAGGCCAUCCUGCAGCACAAGGUCAACACUCUACAAGCUCGGCUGAAUGAUGUUGAACCAGUAAUGUUGGACACAUUGGAAUCCCUGGUGGAUCCUAAAAUCCUUUCCGUUGAUAGAAGUAAACUACAUAUACUGCUGCAGAACAGCAAGAGCUUAUCAGAGUUGGAGACGGACAUUAAAGUUUUUAAAGAUACCUUGCUGAAGAUUUUGGAUGAGGACGAGAUCAUUGAAGAACUCUGUCUGACCAAGUGGACAGACCCAAGAGUUUUUGAGGAGAGCAGUUUAGGUAUUGACCACGCUGAGGAGAUGGAACUUUUAUUGGAGAAUUACUUGAUGCAGGCCGAGGAGCUGGGGAACAAGACCAGAGAGCUGAAAGGGCUGAUAGACGACUCCGAGAGUGUUAUCUUUAUCAAUCUGGACAGCCAUCGUAACGUGAUGAUGCGCCUGAAUCUGCAACUGGCGAUGGGUUCCUUCUCCCUUUCCUUAUUUGGUCUGAUAGGGGUGGCCUUUGGAAUGAAUUUGACAUCGUCCUUUGAAGAGGAUCCUCGUAUUUUCUGGCUGGUAACAGGCUUCAUGUUCUUGGGCAGCGGGCUGAUAUGGAGAAGACUGCUGUCAUUUCUGGGACGACAUCUAGAGCCUUCAGUACCCCCUCUAAUCCCUCAAGUUUGGAAGAGAAAUAUGAAAGCAUCAGACAUCAAGGCGGGAGUCAGAUGAUGUUCUACCACCGCUCUGUAAAAUGCCACAGACCUCCUACAGACUGUGCUGCUUCAGAGGCGAUUGCUUUACCAACUUGGACCUCCUGAAUUCUCUACAAGGGCUGGACAUAUUCAUUUAGUAACACACCUCAUUGUUUUACACAGACCCAUGCAUACAGCAGAGGUUAAGACUGCAUCCAACUGCCUGUAGACGUCAGUGUGUUAUGUGUGCUUCUGUGUCCCCAUCAUUAAAUUUCUCGUACUAUGUCGGGGUUAUUUCAGAUACUUGAUUAGAUGUCACCUAAUCAUAUCUGCAUGUACAGUAUGUGGAUAAAACACGUGGGGGUAUUGCUCUGUCAGUGGUUUUAGAGCAGUGCGUGGUUGUUUGGGCGAGUGGCAGCAAUUGGAACUGAAAUGGAUAAAAACCUAACUAAUAUGAUAACCUCCUUAAAUAGGUGAAAAUGUGUGUUGAAAUGAUUUGAAUCUUAUUUUUGAAAUGAAUGUGAACAAAAUGUCUAUUUAAAGGUUCACAGUGUUAUUUACUCUAUGCUCAUUAUGUAAGUAACAAUGUGCCUUUAUUAAGUUGAGUGGUUACAGCGUGCAACAGUGUAACAUCAGUUGGACAAUAAAGACUUCCAGAAACAUUUAUGACAUCAUCAUACAGAUUCUAAUCUGAUAUCUGAUGUGAUUGGCAACAUAGUCUGGCUUACCGGAUGUACAUUGCUGGGAUAAAGCCUGAUAUCACACGCUGGAUGUCCCUCUCCUUCCACAAUUUCUGCUAUCUAUUUUGCAAGGGCACUGUCGCUGCAUCUACGGUUUAGUGGCACAAGUCAGAGUGUUUUUUAUCCCUAUCCCCGAAUACUGUAGAUCAGCGGUGUAGCCAGACCAUACUCCAGCACUGACACAGCCCAUUGCCAGACUAUUGUAAACAUAAUUGGUUAAAAGCAGUCACACAUGGGACACAUUUUCAGGCAUUUCAUCAAAUAUUCUUCAGUCUUUAAAAAAAACUAUUUGCCAUUAUAUUUUUGUAUUGUGUCUCACUUUGUAACUGUAAGUAAGUCUCAAAAUGGUUGCCCAGAAAUUAAAGGGUCAUGAGAAACUUUCAAGAGUA
This is a messenger RNA of Perca fluviatilis (European perch), 3369 nucleotides long. RefSeq names its product magnesium transporter MRS2 (gene mrs2). The record is from RefSeq and is a predicted model, not a curated record. Lineage: Eukaryota; Metazoa; Chordata; Actinopteri; Perciformes; Percidae. Gene Ontology annotation, cellular component: mitochondrial inner membrane. Gene Ontology annotation, biological process: mitochondrial magnesium ion transmembrane transport. The transcript is spliced from 12 exons. Gene Ontology annotation, molecular function: magnesium ion transmembrane transporter activity. The coding region runs from base 859 to 2277 and encodes 472 amino acids.